Molecule: messenger RNA, 8799 nt
Organism: Dunckerocampus dactyliophorus (ringed pipefish)
Lineage: Eukaryota; Metazoa; Chordata; Actinopteri; Syngnathiformes; Syngnathidae
Gene: alk
Product: ALK receptor tyrosine kinase
Exons: 29
Coding region: 585-5807 (1740 amino acids)
Biological process (GO): cell surface receptor protein tyrosine kinase signaling pathway; positive regulation of kinase activity; regulation of neuron differentiation
Cellular component (GO): signaling receptor complex; membrane
Molecular function (GO): transmembrane receptor protein tyrosine kinase activity; ATP binding; protein binding
Source: RefSeq, a predicted model, not a curated record
GUCAAAUGGAUGUGUGAAUGACUUCCCCUUAUGUCUGAGUGCAGCACAGGCGACUUGGAGCUUUCAUCAGCUGCGCACUCAAAUGAAAAAAGAAAAGACAAUCAGCUGCGUUUCAAUUAUUGAAGUUUAAUGGGCGAUCAGCCCCCUCUAAAUCGUUCUGUGCGUUUGUGGUUUUUCUCCCAAAGGGAAGAGUGUGACUGCUGACAGAGACCACUUGUACACAACUGUGCCAGUAGACAGGGAGUCUUUGAGGGCUUCUGGAGCGGACUAGACCGGCAUAUCAAUCAGCGACCUGGGAAGAGACUGGCUGGAUCCAAGCAGCGAAUACUUAAACCACUAGGAGGACCAAAAGACUGAUGGCAGUGUUUGUAGAAGGUAGGACAAGAGAACAAUUAUAAAAGCCUUCUCCUGUCUUGUCCCGCCACGUGUGCGCACCGUGCCAAAAAGAAGGCGCAGGAGGUGCAGGGAUUUCGCAUUUGCUGAAUUUGCGUUGCGCAUAUGUGACAGACGCAGUGGAGGAAGCGGUGAACGGUGGAAUUAGUAGACACUGCUUCUGCCCAACGGAAGACUUCAAUCGGUUAACAAUGAACACCAGCUUGUUGGUUUUGGUUCUAUGCUCCACGGUAUUUUUCACGGGGCUGCAGUGCGCCUCGCCGAGGACCACAGCAGCAGGGGUGGAUGCCUCCGUGACCGGCUCCGGUAACACGAGCGGCGGCAGCAGUGGGGAAAAUGGAGGCAAACGAGACUUAAAUCAAACAAUAAACUCCCGACUCAAGAGGAAAACGCUGGCUGUGGAUUUUGCUGUCCCCUCUCUGUUGCGCUAUUACCUGGCGGAGUUCGUGAAGAGACCCCUCAACGGAGACUGCCAGACUUUUAGAGGGUGCUACACAGUUAGUGCUAACUUAAAAAUGCACUGCAUACCUUUACAGAAAACCAUAUCUACUUUUGUUGACCAAAGGGCUGCAGAAUCUGCAACGAGGAACGCGUCUACGGAUGGACAGCUCCCUUUCUUUUCCAAGCGGCCGCUGUCCAAAGUUCUGAAAUUAGGUCUGACAAAAGCCAGUCGCAAAUCAAACCAAGUGGUGGUGGAAAUAGGAGAGGAUUUAAUCAGGACGGCAUGUGGAGGGUUGUCUGUGUACGAGGAGGCCCCUGUGUUGACCCUGGAAAUGGACAUCACAACUAUUCUGGUGUGGUGGCUUGGCGCAGAUGGGGGCCGGCUGAGGGUCCGGCUCAUGCCCGAGAAAAAGGCGCAGGUGCCCGGUGUCGAAGACCGCUACACCGCAGCCAUACGCGCAGCUGACCCACGUCUCUUUCUACAGAUUUUCUCCCGGGGUGAAUCAUUGACUAGUAAGACUGGCAUUCCUCAGGGGUUCUGGAGCUUCUCCUGGGUAGCUGAGGAUGACCUGAACUUUCCCAACAACUUGAUGCCCAUGUCAGAUCCGCCAUGUGACAAUGGCAGAACAUGUGACCAGAACCGUGGUCUUGUCCCAGAGUUUGCAUGGAGCAUAGUGGCUACAGGGGACACACGGGAGGAACGCAACAUAAAGCCUGAAAAGAGAGCAGGAAGUGCCCAAGAGUUGGAGGAAGGUAAGAGUGAAGGUCAGUUUUUGUGGGUGAAUCGUUCUUCCUUUGGGGGCCCCUGGGUGCUGAGUCCAUGGCUGUGGAGCGGCCCAACCCCCUGUAGCUUAGACAUGGCCUUGUACCUGCACCCCAAGCAAAGUGGGCAAUACACCAUAUGGCUCAUUGAGCGGGAUAAGCCUCAACUUUCUCUCUUCUCCACUGACACGUUACCUCCUAUCACCGGCUGGGCUGUAGCUCACCUCACACUGGGGACCCACGGGGGAUCACCUUUCCGGAUCUCAGCCGGCUACAACCAGCGAAUCCUUGAUGACACGGGCAUGAUUGAACCCAACUUUACCACCAACUGCACCAUGGCUUCCUCACCAGGCCCUUCCAUCACACUCAAGGGCCAAUAUCACUGUCACCAAGGACCUGGGAUCCCACUGGACAAACUGUGUGACUUCACUACAGACUGUCCACUUGGGGAUGACGAGGGCGAGCGAUGUCGCCGCUUCCUCAAUGGCAGCUACUGCUCUUUUGAAGAAGGCGAGUGCAGUUGGCAGUCAGUAAUGGGCCACGGUGUCUCUUGGAGAAGACUCCAGUCUUCAGCUAAGGCUUCUAGACAGAGCUGCCCAUCAUCAGGUGCAACACUCAGUGUGGAGGGAAAAGGCCAAGGUCGCUCAGCAUUACUAAGGAGUCCUCUCUUUCCUCCUCCAUUAAGAAACUCUCCGUGCACGGUACGUUUCUGGGUGUGUUCUGGAGGCUUACAGAAGGUUGCGCUGUCUUUGUGGCUAGUGGAGAACAGCACAGGCCCUGAGGAGCAGCGCCAACUGUGGCACUUAGCCAAUGAACCCCCUUCCGAGAGGGGCUGGAAGCUCUUCACAGUUCCACUUUACGGGCUGGCAGACUGGUUCUGGCUUCUGUUCCGCACAGAAGAUGGACCUGGACCUGGUUCAGCUAUCUCUCUUGACAACAUCUCUUUCAGUAUGAACUGCUUCCUGGCUUCAAAUGGAGAAUUUCCACCGGUGGCCAGCAGCACAACAAGGUUGGCCCUCGGACCAUCAAUUACCACCACACCUCCCUCCGUAGGGAUCCCUCUGAUGAACUCCCACACUACAGAUUACUCCAAAAAAUGGAUAUUUCACACCUGUGGAGCUGCAGGGCCUGAUGGUCCAACGCCAUCCCAGUGCUUGAACUCCUACAGGAUCAGCAAAGUCAACGUGACAGUGGGCACCCGGGGGCCUCUCAAAGGCAUUCAAAUGUGGGAGGUCCCGGAAACUGGCACCUAUAGGAUCACCGCCUAUGGUGCAGCUGGCGGUCGAAGCGUUAUGGCCAUGAGCAGAUCACAUGGCACAUACAUGAGUGGAGACUUUCUGCUGAGGAAAGGAGAGCUGCUCUACAUUCUGGUUGGACAGAAAGGAGAAGAUGCUUGCCCCAAUUCCAAAGUCACGUUGAAUAAGAUCUGCCUGGAACAGAGCAGCCCAAUGUUGAAUAAAAGUCAAGUAAAGGGUGGAGGCGGAGGUGGUGGCGGCGCUACAUUUGUGUUUAAGGUGGACAAAGGGCUUCGGGUCCCCCUCAUCAUUGCUGCUGGGGGAGGUGGCCGAGGCUACAGCAGCCACUCAGAGAGCCAGCUGGAACAGAUGGACUACGACCUCAGUCAACCAGGUCGCAAUGGGAAGUCAAAUGCUGCAGGUGGAGGUGGAGGAUGGAAUGACAGCGCUCCCGUCAGUCAGGGUGGCAGACCUGUGCUGCUCGGAGGGCAGGGAGGACAAGCCUGUCAAAAAUUCUGGCAGACACGAGGCGGCUUUGGGGGUGGUGGCGGUGGCUGCAUGGCCGGAGGUGGUGGUGGAGGCUACAGAGGUGGUAACACCUCGUUAAAUGACAACCCCAAACAUGACGGUGAUGAUGGUACAUCCCUCUUUGGUCCAGCAGGAGAGCCCUACCUCUAUCCUCUUAAAGCAAUGGAGAGCGAUGGAGAGGUGAUCAUCAGUCCAGUACGAAACUGCAGUCACUGUGAGAGCCGCGAAUGCCACGAGAUAAAGAGCGACAUCGUCUGCUACUGUGACGAUGACCUCAUCCUGGCACCCGACGGCGUGUCCUGCAUCAACUCUACAGAGGUGUCCCUCCUGCCUUCCCAGCCAUCUCUCUCCCACCUGGCCCUGGGUCUUUCUGUAGGCACCUCAGCCCUUAUCGCCGCCCUACUGCUGGCCGUGUCUGGAGUCAUGAUAAUGUACAGGCGUAAACACACUGAGCUGCAGUCUAUACAGUUGGAGCUACAGAGUCCGGACUGCAAGCUCAGUAAACUGCGGGCCUCCACCAUCAUGACUGACUAUAAUCCAAACUACUGCUUCGCUGGUAAGACGGCCUCAGUCAAUGACCUGAAGGAAGUUCCAAGACGCAACAUCUCCCUUACUAGGGGUCUCGGUCAUGGUGCUUUUGGUGAGGUGUAUGAAGGUCUGGCAGUCGGGAUCCCAGGGGAACCAAGUCCGCUUCAUGUGGCAGUAAAGACCCUUCCUGAGGUUUGCUCAGAACAAGACGAGCUGGACUUCCUAAUGGAGGCUCUAAUCGUCAGUAAGUUCAGCCACCAGAACAUUGUACGCUGCGUAGGAGUCAGUCUGCAUGCAAUGCCCAGGUUCAUACUCCUGGAGCUGAUGACUGGAGGAGACCUCAAGACCUUCCUGCGGGAGAUGAGACCUCAACUGGAUCAACCUUCUAACCUGUCCAUGGUUGACCUUCUCAGUGUAGCGAGAGACAUCGCCAAAGGCUGCCAGUAUCUGGAGGAGAACCAGUUCAUCCACAGGGACAUUGCAGCUCGUAAUUGCCUGCUGACGUGCAAAGGACAAGGUCGCGUGGCCAAGAUUGGAGAUUUUGGGAUGGCUCGGGAUAUUUACAGGGCAAGCUAUUACAGGAAAGGUGGUCGUGCCAUGCUGCCAGUAAAGUGGAUGCCACCUGAAGCCUUCAUGGAAGGCAUCUUCACAUCAAAAACAGACACAUGGUCAUUUGGGGUGCUGCUGUGGGAGAUCUUCUCUCUGGGCUACAUGCCUUAUCCAAGUCGCAGUAACCAAGAGGUGCUGGACUUUGUGACCAACGGUGGGAGAAUGGACCCACCCAAAAACUGCCCCGGCCCUGUGUACCGUAUAAUGACUCAAAGUUGGCAGCACCAACCUGAGGACAGACCAAACUUCUCAACUAUCCUGGAGAGGAUUGACUACUGCUUGCAGGACCCGGAUGUGGUGACCAUGCCUCUGCCUAUUGAGUAUGGGCCUAUCCUGGAAGAGGAGGAGUGUGUACCCGUACGACCUGAUGACCCAUCGGGUGCUACUGUGCUGGUGAACGCUCAGGUGCCUGACGGGGAGCUCCCACAGUCACCUCCAUGCUACUCCACAGACGGAAGUCAUAGAGGUGGGGAGCACGCAGCUGGGAUAAGCAGAGCAUCCGAGGCCCAAGGAAAGACACCAGCUCAGCUCCAGCCCUACCUCCAUCAACACCAGCAACCUCACACGCAGACCUCCAUCACCAUGACGACCACUGUCACCUCCACAGCCACGGGCACACUCACUGCAAAGGGACCCUCCCAGCCGGGCCCAGAGGGGGGUCACAUCAACCUUGCCUUCACCCAGGGCCACCCAGCAGAGAAGGACAGCCACAAUGGGCAGAGCACCAGUCUUUGGAACCCCACCUACGGCUCUUGGUUUCUGCAGCAGCAACAGAGGAAGCAGCAGCGGCAGGGAGGGGUGGGUGGCAUUGUAGGUGUGGGCGGCAGCAGUGGCAGGGUGCCCGGUGAAGGGCAGGAGCAUGUGGGACGGACUGUGGCGGAAGUGGCUGGGUCUAUGGGUCUCCAGCAUAAAUUUCAACAUCAGCACCAACUUCAGAUGCUGCAUCAGCAACAGCAGCAGGGUCUUUGCAGACCCUUGAUAGUACCACCAUCUCCAGCCACUCAAACACCCCUACUUUUAGAUUCAGCAGCUUUGCCACCCGUUCCCCUCUACAGACUGAGACGUUUCCCCUGUGGAAGCAUCGGCUAUGGCUACCAGGAGCAGGGCAUGGCAAUGGAGCCAAAUCCCCCUCCGCCCCUUGCCUCCCAACAGGGUGCAUCAGCAGCCCACCAGAGAGCCCCCGUACCCACAUCAGUGUCCCUAACUCGGUCAGCAUUAUCAGAGGACAGCCGGCCACUAUUAGUCACCAUGGGGACAGUGCAGGACCCCCGGCUGCCCAGAAUGGAGGGUCACAAUGCCACUGUGCUUUAGCCAACAUGCCUGUGCCACGUUUUUCACUCCCCAAGACUGUGUUCACUGUGUCAGGAAAGAGGGUUUUACACCAUCCUCGCGUCCUUGGCUUUCCCCUCCAGUUUGGAAACCACUAACGAGCACAUCCAGGAGCUCGAUCCAUGACAUUUUUGCUAUGAGGAACUCAGAGGCGUGAUCCCCAAAAUAAACAUUAAAAGCACAUCAGAGAAAACUGGAUGGCAAAAUGAAAAAGGCUAGUUUUUCAGUCGAAGAAAUGUAUUUUUUCAUCAUUGAAGGGAGCAUGCCUGAGUGUGACCUCAGAGGAUGGAGUUUAUAGCAGAGAUUUCAAGUGAACAGUUUUUGUGAGUGCACUGACUGAUGGCUGGAGCACCACUAGAAUGGACAAUUAUUCUGAUUUAAAUCUCUAUAGUUGGCCGGCUUCAGACUUGAUUCACAUAGUCUGAUGACUGUGGAGACCAAUUUAAAAGUUGCUGCUGCCAGCCACAUAUUUCAUUUCUAUUGCAGGACCCUCACGCUGUUCAUUACCCACAUCCUUCGACGAGGCAAAAAAAAAAAAAAAAAGAAAAAAAGCUUGGCAGGUAACUUCUACUUUCUGAGAAUAAUAUGUUGGAUUCACAGAGACAUGUGUACUAAAAAGAAAAGCUACGAAAAUGUGUUUCUUGAUGUUUGCUUGCCUGCGUGUUUAUUUAUUCAUUUGUUUAUUUAUUAUUUGGAUGUGGCUCUAUAAAUUAUCAAUGAACAAGCUUCUUAAAGUACAAGCGAAAUCAUUUUGCAUCAGUUGACUCUCACUUCAUGUUUUAAGCUGUUUGAAAAGAUUAAGCGUCAACUAAGGAAAGGCGAACGAAUGCUGUCAAAAAUAUGCAGGAGGUCCUCGGUCUACGUGCAGGUUUCGCUCCUAUGACAGCAAAGUAAGUUGAGUUUUAGUGCAAGUUGGAACUUACACCUAAAUUGUACCUAAAUUAACACCUCAGUCCCUCACACAGUACACUAAUCCCUCGCAACGUCGCGCUUCCAAUUUUGUGGCUUCACACUUAUGUUUAUUUAAAAAUGUAUGAAUAAAUCAUCCUGUUUUGUGGUUGAAUACGACCUAUUAUUAGUCAAAAUUAUGCAUUUUUAAUCAAAUUUUACAUAUUUUUGCCUAAAUUAAGAAUUUUCAAGCUAAAAAUGGCUAAAAUACAAAUAUAAGGCAUUGAAAAGACACAUUGAGAGACAUGACAUGUAGUAUUCUACACUGGUCACUAGGUGUCAGUAAUGUUACUGUAACGUUCAGUGAGACACACAAGCACCAGACUUGAUCGUCGGAGAAACAGGCUUUUAUUGCAGGUUUAGACAGGCACAAUAAUCCCUACUGCUGCGGCCAAUACCCACGGCAAGAUGAAACUCAAUUCUGAGUCCCCCACACACUCUGCUCCCCCAGGGAACACAUUUAUAGCAACACAAACGAGCACGAGUCUUAAUUACGUCUUAAAUGACUCUUAUUAUGUCGACUAUAUUGGGUAAUACGAGUGUAAAGGUGACUAUAGGGGUGUUAUUUCAUGUCUAGAAGGCUCAAACAAUGUUAAAAAACAUAUUUAGAAGGUCUUAAACAGGUUUUUUAUCUAAUUUAUAAAUAAGGAAUCCUACUUUGCAGGAAUUCACUUAUCACAGUCAGGUCUGGAGGGAUUACUGUAUACACCUACAGUGGUUGUGUGCGACUUAUAAAAUACAGUAAUAACAUGAUUAAAUACAUGAAUUACAUGAGUGUUAUCAAAACAGAACUACUUCCGUUUAUCCCUGUUCAAAGUCACCAUCUUUAUCCUUCAUCCUUGAUGUCCUUGAUCCUUGAUCUUUGGACCGGGCAUGCAGCCAAUUUUCUGAGCGUUUAACGAUUUCUAAUUUCACUUCAUUUUUCACUUUUACUUUCCUUUUCUCUCUUCGGAAGAGUCUGCCUCACACUGGGAGGACAUAAUGAAGGGGAAAAAGUUAACAUAAAAGAACGAGAGCGAUGUCCUUCCUCGGUGUAGCUCCGCCCGACUAUGCAUUCUAUCACCGUGCGCACAUAAGUUCUCUUUACUUUUUGUACAAUAUUAAUAAUUCAUGGGGGUGCGUCGUCGCCACGAAACGUCGUAACACGAGGACCGCCUGUAAAGAGUAAAUGCAGGGAUUUCCAUGCGUCCUCUAUUGUGCCCUUUGAGGGCGGAUGCAAAAACAAAGCGCUGAUGCAGGUAAAGCUGAGAUUAUUAAAAAGCACCAUCAGCAACAAUCUGUUCACUGCUUUGUUGCUGUUCAACUCAAAUAAGUCGCCUGCGGCAUCAUAAAGUCUCUCCGCCAACCCAGAUCUUGUGUUCAUGAAUUCACUGUGUAAGAGUCGAUUGAGAUUUUGAUUUCAUCAUCUUGCCUUUUAACAGUCAAAAAAAUACGUUUUUUUUGUGUGCAGCGCUAGACACAGUGGAUAUUGCUGAAUCAAUGUUAACCUUCACAUUUGUUAUCUGGAAGCUCUCCGACAUUUGCAUAUUUUAUCUUUUCUAUUACAGAACGAAUGUCGUGGAAUACAAAUGGGUGUGAAUGGUAAUAUCGAAGAAAACCUGCUUUUGCUCAUCAUGUGAAUAAACAGUUUGGGUGUCAUUUGCUCAUUUUCCACACACACACACACACAUACCUGUCUUGAAUUUCCUGUUCCGUUUUAAGGCUGCCACAUCGUGUAUCGAAGUAAUAAACACCACAAGAUGCUGAGCUUUGGCAAGCUUGUCAGUCCAUCUGCUGUCAGGACACUCUUGACUGGUGAAGACAAAUGCAUUGUUAUUGGCCAGAUCAAUGAGCGAAAAGUGUUUUUGCUUUGUCUCCUGUACAUGUAUGGCUUAUAUACAGUAUUAUAUCACUUUGUGUUCUCUUUGGAGCUCAUAAUGUACAAAGACAUACUGAGCUGCACCUGUAAAUGAUGUAAUUAUAGAGUAUUGUACUAUGGCUCGGGUAAACACUGUACCCUUGGGAAGACGUUCGCCAAAAUGAAUAA